Messenger RNA from Miscanthus lutarioriparius, 720 nucleotides. The record is from the annotation of a GenBank genome assembly. NCBI's taxonomy places the organism in Eukaryota, Viridiplantae, Streptophyta, Magnoliopsida, Poales, Poaceae.
AUGGCCAAGGCCGAGCUCCUCCUCCUCGACGUCGUGUCCACGCUCUCCGUGCUGCCCUUCUCCUCCCUCGCCCUGUACCAGGACUUCUGUAUCGCCGACCUAGCCGCCAGCGCCACGCCGGGCGGGUACCCGUGCACAGUGGCGGAGCACAAGCAGGGGCCGGAGCCCAGUUUUGCCUCUACUAAGCUCCGUCCCUGCCCGUGCAAGCCCGCGAAGGACGUGACCGCCGACGACUUCCACUACGGCGGACUCGGCAGCCCCGGCACGGCGCUGAAACCCUUCAAGAUCUCCCUGGGCUCUGCCAUCGUCACCACGUUCCCCGGCCUGAACGGGCUGGGCAUCUCCGCCGCGCGGAUGGUGAUGGUCCCGGGCGGUGCCACGCCGCUGCACUCCCACCCGGGCGGCACCGAGCUCAUCUACGUCGUCGAGGGCAGCGUCGUCUCCGGCUUCAUCAGCGCCGCGCUCAACAGGGUGUACACCAAGACGCUGUACGCCGGCGACCUGAUGGUGCUCCCGCGGGGACAGCUCCACUUCCAGUACAGCCACGGCAACGCCACGGCGGUGACGCUGUCCUCGUUCAGCAGCGACAACCCCGGCCUGCAGAUCCUCGACUUCGCGCUCUUCGCCAACGACCUGCCCACGGAGGUCGUGAACAAGGUGACCACCCUGGACGAACUGCAGGUCAUCAAGCUCAAGGCGCGGUUCGGCGGGAGGGGCUAG